GCUUUUCGCAAAAAAGAAACUGAAUUAGUUUCUCUGUCAGUUAAAUUGUUCGAUAAUCGUAACGAUCUAAAAAUAGACUGUCGCAAAGUAACAAUCAAAUUAAAGAUCGACUAUCGUCUUAGUUAAUCGAACUGUUCAACUUCGAGACUCGAAAACUUUUGAAAAGUUUCGAUUAUGCGCAUUUGAGUGACAUUUAAUUUCUGUCUUCAUGUUAGACGAAAACUUUUGUCUUGUUAAUCAUUUGUCUUUGUUUGUUAAUUGUUGUAACUUCUCGCGAAAGUGAAAUUAAAUGGGAACAAUUAAAAGUGUUGGCCUGAUACUAGGAACGGAUAGAACCAUGAAAACAAAUGGAACCAUGAAGACAGUUCUCUGUCAUUUUCUUUCUUUUCUUCUCUGUCUCUAAAUUUAGGUUUUCUAUUUGGAUUUUAGAAAGAGAAAGAGAGAGAUAUUUUUUCGUUGGAUUGGAAGAAAAGAGAAAAGAAAAACCAAAAUCUUCUAAAACUCUUUAUAGUUAGAAGAAUCUUUUUUUCCAUAGUUGUUUCCCUUUCCAUGUUAUAGAUGAAUUAGUGAAAAGGAUGAGGUGAAACAAUGAAGAAUGAAGAAAGAAUCGAUCAAUUAUUCCCAACAGGUAACACAACAGCAACAGCAACAACAGCAGCAACUACAACAACAACAACGACAACAACAGUACCAACAACAGAACAGUUAUAAACUUGACCCUCAAGUUCAGCGACAAAUUCAACCCAAUAGUGAAUUUGAAUUGGACAAUAACAAUGUCGCUGGUGGUGGUGGUGGAUCGACGAUUCCAUCGGUAACUGGAGGUGGAAGAUUUGAUUUUGAUGAUGGAGGUGUUUAUGUCGGCGGAUGGCAAGACGGUAAAGCUCAUGGUCACGGAAUUUGUACAGGACCUAAAGGACAAGGUGAAUAUAGUGGAUCGUUUAAUUUUGGCUUUGAAGUUUGUGGCAUUUAUAAAUGGCCCAGUGGGGCCAUUUACGAAGGACAAUGGUUAAAUGGUAAACGACAUGGAUUAGGUGUUGAAUUUCGUGGUAAAUGGGUUUACAAAGGUGAAUGGUCAGCGGGUUAUAAAGGUCGUUAUGGUGUUCGAGCGUCUCUCUUAUCGGCUGCUAAAUAUGAGGGCACUUGGGCCAAUGGAUUACAAGAUGGCUAUGGAUCGGAAACCUAUGCUGAUACUGGAACUUAUCAAGGUCAAUGGCUUCGUGGUAUGCGACAUGGUUAUGGUGUCCGUGAAUCAGCGCCUUAUGGCCAUUCAAAUGUUACCAAAGCGGUGAUGAUGAAAAAUUCAGCAAAUGUCUCCAUGCAAUCACUUGAUACCGAAGGUGAAUCAAGUUUAAUUGAUGCUCAAGGUAAAAGGGAUUCAGCUAUGCGAGGUGGAUUUGUUUUGGUGAUUAAAUCGAGUGUAGGAGCACCAAGGUCAGGGUCAGCACCUCCAGGAACACGGAAACGAGGAAACUCUUUGGAGAAAAAGACGGGAUUUUUCAAGGGAAUUUUGAAAAAGCAAAAAUCUACCGGUGAUAUUGAUGUUAAAUCGAAUCGUUCAACAUCAUCGGUCGGUAGUACAUCGGUUGAAUCAUCACCUUCGACACCGGGAAUGAAUCGUAAAAAUGAUAACGAUGCCGAUGCUGCUUCGAAUGCUUCAUUUCUGUCUCAAGACGGUGACAUUUCAGACCCUACGACCACCGAAAAGUAUAUCGGUGAAUGGAAAAACGAUAAAAGAUCGGGAUUCGGAAUUUGUGAAAGAUCAGAUGGACUUCGAUAUGAAGGCGAAUGGUACAAUAACAAAAAGUACGGUUAUGGGGUGACCUUUUGUGAUGGAACUCGAGAGGAGGGUAAAUACAAGAACAAUUGUCUAGUCACAAACGCAAAAAAGAAACACCUCUUUGUGCUUCGAUCGGGUAAAUUGAAAGAAAGAAUCGAAUCUGCCGUUGCCGCUGCUCGUCAAGCUCAACAAAUCGCCCUUCAAAAAGCCGACAUUGCCAUAAGUCGAACUGCAACGGCUCGUGGUAAAGCUGAACAAUCAGAUGCUGUUGCGUCACAAUCGAGAAUCGAUUCAUCGAUUGCUGAUAAAAUAUCUAAACAAUAUGGCGGAUCUGAUGGAGCGAAUUUACAACAGCCCGAUGUUCCACUUCGUCGGCGAUUUUCUGAAUUUUCACAUUCUCGUCGUGGGACAAAUGCUCAUAUUGCUCAAGGUAUUGGAGGAGGUGGUGGUGUCGGUGGAUCUCGUCAAUAUCUUGAUCCAAAUGAGCCAUUUGGUGGUCGUCGAGGUUCAUUCCGCACUGGUCCUGGUUCGACAUCAACUGGACCUGGUCCUCAAACUAAUUAUAACAAUCAUCCAUUUAAUCAACAUCAACACCAACAUUCAAGCUCAAUUCAAUUCACCACUGGUUCAAACAAUCAAGGUGCCAAUGAAUUAAGUAAUCGUAUGAUACCUGGUGGGUCCCAUUUAAUGUCAUCUUCAUCACAUCAUCGUCCAUCUUUAUCACAACAACAACAACAACAACAAAAUUAUCAACAACAUUCUGUCCAACACCAACAACAACACCAUCCUCAUUUUCAUCCUCAUCAUCCUCAUCAUCAACACCGUUCCCAUGAACCCGAUCCAUUAAAUGAUCACCUUGAUCAUUACCAGAAAUUAGUUAAACGAUAUUCAAAUAGGAAAAGUAAACCCGAUCUACCGGAAAUACCAGUUGAUCGGGUUCGUUCAUCACAAUUAACUUCACAAUCAAAUCGACUCGAAUCACAAGUAGCUGCUUCGUUAGAUAAAGCUUAUGGCGGCGGCGGGGAAAACUCAACAAGUGACAAUCAGAAACUUCCACAAGUGAUUGACAUGUCAGCCGAUUCAGAUGUAAAUCGAACCCCGAAACGAACGUCGUCUUUAUAUCGACCUCCAACAUCUUCAGGUGGCGGAGGAGUAAAAAGAGGAGGAGGUAGCGGAGGAGGAAUUAGCGCCGGUGGUUUAAAAAGAAAACCCUCUCUUCAACCUGUAAACAAUAAAACGCCCAAAGAAACUGUUAUGAGUCGAGAAGAGGUCUCAGUCCUUUCGCAUGCGACUCGAUUACAACGACGACAAGAAGCAGAAAUGGCUGAAAGACUUGCUCAUAAUCCAUUACUUUAUCUGGUUAAUCCUCGUUUCAAGAAUUGGCUAAGUCGUCAACAGAUAAUCAUCUCAGUUUUAUUCAUCAAUACAAUUUUAGCAAUUAUAUUUUUUAAACUACUUUAUUUCUGAUGCGAUCGAAAUUAAAAUAAACUCAACCUUCACUCAAUCACACACAUACAUAAACACAUACACAUACCAUCACCAAAUCCACAAAACCAACCACUCCACCACCAUACAUGCCACAACCACAGUCACCAAAACAAUUACCACCACAACCACAACCACAACCACAACCACAACACCAACAACCAACCACCACCAACACCACCACAACCGCUAUAAACAACAACAACAAGAAACAAUUGUAACAACAUUAUAAUGAAAAGAAUGCUAAAUAAUGUUGGUGAUGAAGAUAAAUCAAUUUGUUUUUGAUUAAAUCAAAUGAGCGGUACUUUUGGUGAUUCUGUUGAUAUAAAUAAAUAUGUUUGUUAAUUGUGAGAAAGUUAACUAAUCAACAAUCAAACCAAAUGAUACGAAAUAACUUUUCACUUUGUAAACAAUUAGUUUCCUGAUUGUUAAUACAUUUAAAUGAAGCAUGAAAUUGGAGCCAAGAAAAUCCAAGAUCAAGUAUAAUAAUAACUACGAGCCAUAUUCACGAACCGAGAUUAAGUAUAAUUAAUUAAUAUCAAAUUGAAUUGAUUCAAUUCCUAAUUUUUUUAUUUCACAAAAUGUAAAUCAAAUCAAAUUUCGCAGCUUUUUUUUUGUUAGAUAUAUAAAUGUAAACAAUUAAUUUAA
Panonychus citri (citrus red mite) is the source of this 3910-nucleotide messenger RNA. Its product is annotated as junctophilin-1-like. Gene Ontology annotation, cellular component: plasma membrane; endoplasmic reticulum membrane; junctional membrane complex. Lineage: Eukaryota; Metazoa; Arthropoda; Arachnida; Trombidiformes; Tetranychidae. The record is from RefSeq and is a predicted model, not a curated record.